Pimephales promelas (fathead minnow) is the source of this 2063-nucleotide messenger RNA. Lineage: Eukaryota; Metazoa; Chordata; Actinopteri; Cypriniformes; Leuciscidae. The record is from RefSeq and is a predicted model, not a curated record.
GCUAGCGGAAGUGACGCAGACGACAGUGGUUCCGUUGAUGGUUUGUGUCUGUCCGAGCGUCUGAUCGUUUCUGAUCGGUUCGAUUUAUCGUGAUCAGAAGCAUAAACUCAGCGUAACAGAUGUCAUUCGGUGUCCCUCACAGCGCCGGGCGGCGCAGUAAGUGGGACCAGGCCGGCCCGGGUUCCUCGGGUUCCUCUGAUGGAGGUUCUGCUCCCACCGGAGCUCUGGACGCCGCGGCCGCUGUCGCCGCUAAGAUCAACGCUAUGCUCGUGGCUAAAGGGAAACUCAAGCCGUCUCAGAUCAACAGCGCCGCUCCGGCUGAUAAAGUUUCAGGUGCGGCGGCGAGUAAACUGAAGGACGAUCUGGUGGUGGCAGAAGUGGAGAUCAACGACGUCCCGCUGACCUGCCGAAACCUGCUGACCCGCGGACAGACUCAAGACGAGAUCAGCAGAGUGAGUGGCGCUGCUGUGUCCACCAGGGGGCGCUACAUGUCCUCAGAGGAGAAGAGCAAAGCCCUGCCCAGUGACCGUCCGCUGUAUCUGCAUGUUCAGGGCCAGACCCGAGACCUAGUGGACAAGGCCGUUAACAGGAUUAAGGAGAUCAUCACUAACGGUGUGGUGAAGGCCGCCACCAACUCGACCUACAGCGGAGCGACGGUCACUGUGUACCAGCAGCCCGGAUCCACCACUUUACCCACAAUCCCCUCUGCUGCACACAAACCACACUAUACAGGCGGCAUGCACUAUGUGCAGGAUAAGGUGUUCGUGGGGCUGGACCAGGCGCUGCACGGUUUCAGUGUGAAGGAGUGUGUGGAGGGUCCGGGCUGCUCGUAUCUUCAGCACAUUCAGGCAGAGACGGGAGCCAAAGUGUUCCUGCGGGGGAAAGGGUCGGGGUGUCUGGAGCCGGCGUCAGGGCGGGAGGCGUUCGAGCCCAUGUACAUAUACAUCAGUCACCCAAAACCAGAAGGACUCGCUGCUGCAAAAACCCUCUGUGAAAACCUCCUGCAGACCGUUCAUGCUGAGUAUUCUAGAUUCCUGAAUCAGAUGAGCAGUGUGAUGCCCACUCAGGGUUUUCUCCAGCCUCCUGCUAUGAACGGGAUGCCUCCUCAGUCUCAGUAUUAUCCUCAUCCUCCCGCCGGAUUCCAGCCGUAUCCGGUUCCUGUUCCUCCGCAGCCCGUCGCUCCUCCGUAUCCGGUGUCUCCCGCGGCCCCGGGGCCCGCCCCCCCCGCGCAGUAUCCCCUCGCGCCCGCUAGCGUCCCGGCACAGACUCUUCCUCCAGCUCAGUUCCCGCCCCCUGCCAUGGCUCCACCCUCACUCUCAGCUCCUCCCAGACCCGUGGCUCCACCCAGACCUGUGGCUCCGCCCCUCCCGCCACAGAAGCGCCGCUUCACCGAGGAGGUGCCGGACGAGUCGGAGCAAGGCCUUCUGGGAUACCAGCAUGGACCCAUUCAUAUGACUAAUUUAGGUGCAGGCAUGUCUGUGGGCAGCCCAGAGCCGUCAGGACCCCCGUCUGCUGCUUCCUCAGGGCCUGUGAGAGAGAGAGACAGCAGCAGAACGAUCAUGCCGUGUGUGUCAGCGCCGCUCAACGGACUGAGAUCUCAGAAAGCAGACGAAAAGACGGCGCCGCCGAGCCUUCUGGAGCCGCAGGUGAAGCGGGCCCGGGCCGGGCUGGUGGCGUACGCCGGAGAUUCCUCGGAUGAAGAGGACGAUCACGGAGCCUCCAAAGGAUAUACGUACCUCUCGCCUUCUCCUCACCGGCCCAAAACACACACACACACACACACGCCGCAGCCCUUCUGGAUGGCACCGUAGACACACACACACACACACACACACACACACACACAGGUAGCGUCGUCAUUCAUGGCCUCAUCCGCUCCGAAAGACUCUGGCUCAGAUGAGGAGCCGCAGAAGUCAGCAUGUGACUGAUCAUGUGACUGAUGGCAGAUCAUGUGACACCGCUGGACUCACGUUUUAAAGCCGGCUCUGUUUUAGUUUCUUCUUCACUUUGAUUUGUAAUGUAACUGUGAUUCUCUUGACAAAUAAACUCAUUUACUCACAGAA